AUGCUCCUCGCGCUCCCCGCGUCCCCCACGCAGCUCGAUGAAGAGACCGCAUCCCUCAUCGCCCAGCUUGCGCUCGCGGACCUCGAUGAGAUGGCUGGAGAUUUUGCCGAUCAGCAACUUGCCUUCGAGCUGCAGGCCGAGGCGUUGGAGACAAUGCUGCGGAACUUCGGCAUCGACCCCGUCAGAGCGGCGCGGCAGGCGAGGCAGCAGCUUACACAGCGUCGGGAGGUAGAACGGAGUGUUCCCGCAACAACGAGUGCACAAUCCCCGGCGGCAGAGGCGACUCCUGCGGGACCCCGUGCUUCAUCUCCGCCGCGCUCCGAAGCCACUACAAGUCAUGCAUCAACCUCUAGCGCGUCCGCAGAGCAUCGCACGUCUACUUCCUCACCUCUUCAAAGUGAAUUACCGUACUCCCCUCCUCGUCCAAGCGAAGGCCCCACGAUGUCCAAUGUGAUAUCUGCCGAGAGAUACGACCAAGUCGUACCUGUAUAUCGUUACAGGCUUAGUGUGACCGAUCCUCUCCGCCUCGAGGCCCUCGAGGAAGCAGAUUCGACCGAUGUCAUCAGCGAGCUCGAUCGUCAGGAAAAUUAUGGAGACGAUGAGGCGCAGGAGGACGAAGAACAUUCGACGCCGAUGGAAUAUGCAGUGCAGUUUCCAUCUCCUGACGACGAAUCGGAGGACUCCCUCAUCGCGCCGUAUAGGUCCCCUGAGCAUCGGUUGUGGUGGGAGCCGCCCAACGAAGACUCUGAAGAAGAGUCGUUUGAAGCUGCCCCUUCAGAAUAUGCGGAUGGGGAAGGACAGUCUGGCGACGAAGGCGAGCUCUCUGACAGUCCGUUGACUCCGCCAGUCCAGGAGGCGGAUUGGCAUCCACUUUUGCACGCGUGCGAGCCUCCCCGCGGCGCGCUAUAUACGUGUGAAGGCUGCUACGACCACACCUGGUCGACCGAGAGCGUCGAUGCGCUCUGUGGCCACCACUUCUGCCCCGAGUGUGUAGAAAGACUCGUCCGGUCCACGCUCACGGACGAAACGCUCUUCCCUCUGCGCUGUUGCGGGCAGCCGCUGUGCGAUGCAGCGGUGGACGCGGUGAUUCCAAACACCCUUCGCGCGCAGUACCAAAUCAAACGCGCCGAGUACGUCGUCGCCCCCGCCGACCGCGUAUACUGCGUGAAUCCCCGGUGCUCUGCGUUCCUCGGCUCGGGCUUGAGGUCGCACAAUCGAGCAGGACCCACCGUCCUAUCCUGUACGGCGUGUCAUACGACGACCUGCGCGCAAUGCAGGCAACCAGGCCAUGCGGGACGCGACUGUGUUCAGGAGUCCACCGCCCAGUUCGACGCGCUCGUGAAGGAGAAGCAGUGGCAGCGCUGCCCAUCGUGUGGUGCCACUGUUGAUCGCACGGCCGGGUGCCCGCAUAUGAUCAUGUUUGCGCUCGACCAACAGGGGAAGCGGCGGUUUGAUGGUGGCUCGUCCAGUGGGGUUUAG
Messenger RNA from Schizophyllum commune H4-8, 1479 nucleotides. RefSeq lists its product as uncharacterized. The record is from RefSeq and is a predicted model, not a curated record. Gene Ontology annotation, molecular function: zinc ion binding; ubiquitin conjugating enzyme binding; ubiquitin protein ligase activity. The transcript is spliced from 5 exons. NCBI's taxonomy places the organism in Eukaryota, Fungi, Basidiomycota, Agaricomycetes, Agaricales, Schizophyllaceae. Bases 1 to 1479 code for a protein of 492 amino acids. Gene Ontology annotation, cellular component: ubiquitin ligase complex; cytoplasm. Gene Ontology annotation, biological process: protein polyubiquitination; positive regulation of proteasomal ubiquitin-dependent protein catabolic process; ubiquitin-dependent protein catabolic process.